This is a messenger RNA of Arabidopsis lyrata subsp. lyrata, 1213 nucleotides long. Its product is annotated as cinnamoyl-CoA reductase 2. NCBI's taxonomy places the organism in Eukaryota, Viridiplantae, Streptophyta, Magnoliopsida, Brassicales, Brassicaceae. The coding region runs from base 84 to 1082 and encodes 332 amino acids. The transcript is spliced from 4 exons. Gene Ontology annotation, molecular function: oxidoreductase activity, acting on the CH-OH group of donors, NAD or NADP as acceptor. The record is from RefSeq and is a predicted model, not a curated record.
UCAUAUUCAUAUCAUACUACUCUCUUAAGCCCUAUAACCUUCUAAACCAUUAAGAGGCUUUGCUCCAUUACUAGAAGAAAAAAAUGCCUGUCGACGGGAAACUCGUCUGCGUCACCGGAGCCGGCGGCUACAUUGCUUCUUGGAUCGUUAAGUUACUCUUAGAGAGAGGCUACACAGUUAGAGGAACCGUAAGGAACCCAUCUGAUCCCAAGAACAAUCAUCUCAGAGAGCUUCAAGGAGCCAAAGAAAGACUCACUCUUCACAGUGCAGAUCUUCUCGACUACGAAGCUCUCUGUGCCACAAUCGACGGUUGCGAUGGCGUUUUCCACACCGCUUCUCCGAUGACCGAUGAUCCCGAGACAAUGUUGGAGCCGGCGGUGAACGGAGCCAAGUUCGUGAUUGACGCAGCGGCUAAAGCCAAGGUCAAGCGCGUGGUUUUCACAUCAUCAAUUGGUGCAGUUUACAUGAACCCUAACCGUGACCCUCAAGCCAUAGUUGACGAAAACUGCUGGAGCGAUCUCGAUUUCUGCAAAAACACAAAGAAUUGGUAUUGCUACGGGAAGAUGGUGGCGGAACAAUCCGCGUGGGAGACGGCGAAGGCAAAAGGUGUGGACUUAGUGGUGCUAAAUCCGGUUUUGGUUCUCGGACCACCGCUCCAGUCAGCGAUCAACGCCAGUCUAGUCCAUAUUCUCAAGUACCUCACCGGCUCAGCCAAGACCUACGCUAACUUGACUCAGGUCUACGUGGACGUCCGUGACGUGGCACUAGCCCAUGUUAUGGUCUACGAAGCACCCUCCGCCUCAGGCCGUUACAUCCUCGCCGAGACCGCCCUUCACCGCGGCGAGGUUGUUGAUAUUUUGGCUAAAUUCUUCCCGGAGUAUCCACUUCCCACCAAGUGUUCGGACGAGAAGAAUCCGAGGGCUAAGCCAUACAAGUUUACUACCCAAAAGAUAAAAGACUUAGGCUUGGAAUUUAAACCCAUUAAGCAAUCUCUUUACGAAUCUGUCAAGAGCUUGCAAGAGAAAGGUCAUCUUCCUCUUCCUCAAGAUUCGAACCAAAACGAAGUCAUCAUCGAAUCUUAGAACACAUCCACGACCCUAGAAUACGAUCAUACCCACAUAAAAAGCUUUAUUCUGAAGUUAUACAUACGUUUGAUUUUGACUAAAUUAUUGAUAUAUCUUAAAUCAUUAUAUAUAGCUGAUUGUUCUUUCUU